CCUGGCCGUCUCCUGGGCCUCCACGGGAUAUAUUGUGCCGAUGGACUCGGGCCCGGCCCAAGUGGAGACCCGGAGGAGAUGGCUCCAGGGAAGAAGCGAGGCAGCAAGGCCAAGGGGGCCCCGGCGCCGGCGGCGGCGAGCGGCGGUGCCGCCGGCGGAGGGGAGUUCCCGGGGUGCCUCCGCCUGAUGCCGCCGUCCACCGUCGCCAUCUCCGUCCACGCCAAGCCCGGCUCCAAGAUGGCCACCAUCACCGAGAUCGGGGAGGAGGCCGUCGGUGUGCAGAUCGACGCGCCGGCCAGGGACGGCGAGGCCAACGCCGCCCUCGUCGACUUCAUCAGCUCGGUGCUUGGGGUGAAGAAAAGAGAGGUGUCCAUCGGCUCCGGCUCGAAAUCGAGGGAGAAGGUCGUGCUAGUGCAGGAUGCGACACUCAAAGGCGUCUUGGAGGCCUUGAACAAGGCGUGCGGCCCUUGAUGAUGUAUGUUAACUGCGAGUAUGUAAUAGUAUAACCUGGCUGAGCAGAGUGUAUCAGCUGUAGGAACCGGUGCUCUUUCUCCCGUAUAAAUCGUCACCAUGCCGGUGAGAACGAGGAACCUGGUAAAAGGCUGAAACCAUGGGCACGGCCAGUCUUGUUGUCACUGAGAUCGUCAUGGGGAACUGCUCUUUUCUGAAGAAAAUGUAACGGAGAUGUAUGUAUAGUACAGUAGUGUGCAUGACAGGCUGAGCCUCUGUAUUGCCAUUUGACAUUUGGUGCGUCUAUUUGACAUAAUGCUUGAUCAUCUUGGAGUUGUGUGAUAUUCUUCAAUUUCAUGUCCCCCUUCUUUUC
Messenger RNA from Triticum aestivum (bread wheat), 823 nucleotides. RefSeq names its product UPF0235 protein C15orf40 homolog. The record is from RefSeq and is a predicted model, not a curated record. Lineage: Eukaryota; Viridiplantae; Streptophyta; Magnoliopsida; Poales; Poaceae. Bases 79 to 471 code for a protein of 130 amino acids. The transcript has 3 exons.